Messenger RNA from Verticillium nonalfalfae, 261 nucleotides. It is a transcript of the gene MRPL33, whose product is annotated as 39S ribosomal protein L33, mitochondrial. Gene Ontology annotation, biological process: translation. Gene Ontology annotation, molecular function: structural constituent of ribosome. Gene Ontology annotation, cellular component: large ribosomal subunit; mitochondrion. Lineage: Eukaryota; Fungi; Ascomycota; Sordariomycetes; Glomerellales; Plectosphaerellaceae. The transcript has a single exon. The coding region runs from base 1 to 261 and encodes 86 amino acids. The record is from RefSeq and is a predicted model, not a curated record.
AUGUCCUUCUUCCGCAUCACCCUCCACCGCUCGGCCAUCGGCCUGCCCAAGCGCACCCGCGGCGUGCUCGCCGCGCUGGGCCUCCGCCGGCGCAUGCAGACCGUCUUCCACCCCGUCACCCCCGACUUCGCCGGUAUGGUCUUUAAGGUCAAGGAGCUGGUGCGCGUCGAAGAGGUCGACCAGGCGCUGAGCAAGAAGGAGGUUAAGGCCGAGAGGACGCCGGCGAGGGGGUUCUGGGUUGAGCGUGCGGCGCCGAGGUAA